Molecule: messenger RNA, 1303 nt
Organism: Cryptococcus amylolentus CBS 6039
Lineage: Eukaryota; Fungi; Basidiomycota; Tremellomycetes; Tremellales; Cryptococcaceae
Exons: 3
Coding region: 348-1121 (257 amino acids)
Source: RefSeq, a predicted model, not a curated record
UGUCGAGCAAGCGUGAUCACGCGAUCUAAUCAUAAGAUGGGCCCGAACAGUGACAGCAUCUUUUGAGCUCCGCCUGAACCAACAUUACUCUGCUUCCUCCCUGCUUAUAUGGAUACCUAGCUGAGCCACAGGCUGUUGUAGUAUGUCCUGCCGCAAAGGAGGUCAACGACAUUCAACUGCCGCAAUGAUCCUUUCUCUCCUCCACCCAUGGCGGGACUUGGAUGCACCACGGCUGCGGAGUCGUUCAGAUAAUGGGGGCAGAUGGUAUAUGUACCCCAGACGAUCAGAAAAUUCCACCGCCCACUCCUCCAACUUGAGAACAGACGCCAAAAAGAUCGGAACCAGCCAUGUCCGUCUUCCACCUCCCGACCGAUUUCAAAGAUGUCAUCUCCGAUUCCGAUCGAUCAUCUUACCUCCAAAGCCAGGCACGCGAAAUCAUGGCUCUGAGCAGUAUACUGCAAGAAGAUGACGACCAGCAGUCCACUCCUUCCCCGUAUCAACUCUAUCAUGGACCCCAUGUUUUUGGCGACUCCCGCUGGACAGCUGGGAAUAGCUCGGCCGACGUUCAAGAUAGCGCCUCAGAAACUGGGAAUCCCGAAGACUCGGAGUGGGGCGAAGGUGGAUGGCCGAUAGAUAUAUGUCGAAAGGCGGACAUGGGAGGUCUUAGUGGUAUUGCUGCUACAUCGCAACGAGAAACUGCCAGGAAAUCGACUCUGAGGCCUGAAUCACUUCCCUUUUACCCAUCUCUCAUAGAUGCUGUAGAACUUCCGCCACAGCUCUCCGAAUAUCCUGCUUUGCAGCCAUCCAAUACCCACCCCACAACAAACCCCACCACCCCCACAGAUCCUUUAUAUCUUUCUCCAACUUCCAACCCCAAUGAUCCCGUUCGCAGUCGUCAGAGACCCAACCGUGUCGCAUACUCAUUCACACACGACCCCGUCGCGCGCUUCUCCUUGCAAGACUCUCAAGAAGGCCCUGAUAACAUCGGAUCGAGGGAUGUACUGGAAGACGAUAUGCGAGCGGAUCAACUGAGAGAUCAUUGGGAAGCUUUCCAAGGUGGGAGAAUGGGCGGUAUGAAUAGCCAGCAUAUUUCGAGGUAUGGGCCGAGAUUUACGAUGUGAGGUUGAGAUUGUGAGGAUGACGAUGGGGGUAUACACGUGAACGGUGCAAAAGUCUAUAGUUUGGUUAUUCGACGGCCAUAGAAGAAGGAAUUUGUGUAUGCGCUGCAGGUUACUGGUGGUGUUGUGCUGUGCGGUGCCACAAAGAAAUAUUCACCUUCAUCUAUGUACGAGAAAACAUGAGG